Molecule: messenger RNA, 1310 nt
Organism: Lycium ferocissimum
Lineage: Eukaryota; Viridiplantae; Streptophyta; Magnoliopsida; Solanales; Solanaceae
Product: enoyl-[acyl-carrier-protein] reductase, mitochondrial-like
Exons: 9
Coding region: 84-1151 (355 amino acids)
Biological process (GO): fatty acid metabolic process
Cellular component (GO): mitochondrion
Molecular function (GO): trans-2-enoyl-CoA reductase (NADPH) activity
Source: RefSeq, a predicted model, not a curated record
CCUCAUUUUUUUGCAAGUGAACAUAACAAUCCAAUAGACUAAAUUUUAACGAGUGGUCUAGAGAGAGAGAGAGGGAGGAAAUAAUGUUAUCACAGCACUCACGUUACGUUCCUUUUUGUCAUGAUAAACAAAUAAAUUUUCCGGCCGCCGUGUCUCCGCCGUCCACCGCCGUUGUCUACGACCAACAAGGCCCACCCGACACCGUCACCAGACUUACAGAGAUUCCACCGGUGGAAAUCAAAGAGAAUGACGUGUGUGUUAGAAUGCUUGCAGCUCCUAUCAAUCCCGCCGAUAUCAACAGAAUAGAGGGAGUUUAUCCUAUUCGACCACCAGUACCAGCAAUUGGGGGAUGGGAAGGGGUUGGAGAAGUACAUUCUGUUGGCUCUGCAGUUAAAGCACUUUCCCCUGGUGAUAGGGUUAUUCAUGCUGCUUAUCUUCCAGGGACAUGGCAAACCUAUGUUGUAGAAGACCAAAGUAUGUGGUACAAAAUUGAUAAAAGCACUCCAAUUGAAUAUGCUGCCACUGUUUCUGUUAAUCCUUUGAGUGCCUUGAGAAUGCUUGAGGACUUUGUCGUUUUAAAACCAGGGGACACAAUUGUUCAAAAUGGAGCUACAAGCAUUGUGGGACAAUGUGUAAUUCAGCUAGCUCGAGUUCGUGGAAUUCAUAGUAUUAAUAUUAUAAGAGAUAAACCAGGAUCUGAUGAAGUAAAAGAAAAAUUAAUGAAACUUGGUGCUGAUAAAGUGUUUACUGAGAGUGAACUCGAAGUAAAAUCUAUCAAAAGUCUCCUGGAUGAUAUACCUGAACCUCUUUUGGGUUUGAACUGUAUUGGUGGGAAUGCUGCUACUUUGGUCGUCAAAUUCUUAAAGCAAGGUGGCACAAUGGUUACGUACGGAGGGAUGUCAAAGAAGCCUAUUACCAUAUCUACCACAUAUUUCAUAUUCAAGGAUAUUUCAUUGAAAGGAUACUGGCUACAAGAAAAGACUUUAGACAAUGCAGCAUAUAGGUGUUCGAUUGAUUAUCUCUUGGCUCUUGCUCGUGCUGGGAGAUUGAACUAUGAGAUGGAGAUGGUACCUUUUAAUGAUUUUCAUACAGCUCUUGAAAGGGCUAUGGGGAAACAAGGAAGUCGAAGGAAACAAGUUCUUAAGUUCUAAGUUAAAGAUUAACUUAGAUUAAGUAUUGUAACAAUCUGAAAAUAUACAUAUUUCUCCACUGAGCUCGGGAUAUAUAUUUUCAUGAUGAAUAAGCACAUCUUUUUUUUUUUUUUUUUAAACUUUCUACCAAUAAUCAAAUCCACCUUUUAAUCGAUCUCA